GCACGUGCGCAACAACGAAACCGAGAAGCCUCAAGGUACGUCCGAGACCGUUUCGACUCAUUGAAGACGUCAACAUACCGAUUUUUCGUCUACAAUUUGAAAAGUAUACAAUGCAGGGUGUUAUGGCGCCGUUCCUCUUCACCUGCCUUCUUCUCUUCCAAUCAUCGGUCUCCUCUAUCCGUGCGACGUCCUGCCCAUCUCACACGCAUUCGAGCAAGACACCCAAAUACAUUUCUCUGGUGACCAGAGUCGACCGGCCGGGCACGUCGUUCAAACCAUCAACCGGCAAGCUACUCAAAGUCUACGAACUCAACAAUUCGACCCUCCGCGGCCGAUUCACAUCCCACUCCAAUCUGCUCGUUCACUUCAAGUCGACCUGUGCCGGCCUCGUCCACGUCUGGCGCGCCAACGGUAGCACCAUCAUCAAACAAGACGUCGUUUCUCGACAGCGAGAUCUCCGCUACGCGAACGUUGAGGACCACCGCUUCGUUUACAAACCGACCGGAAAGGCCUACGCAUUGCCGGAGCACCGUCGCUCGAGGAGAGACGUCGAGGAGGAGUAUGACCAGAGAAGCUGCCAAGCCCAUCUUGCAGACCAACAAGAAGUUGCGAGAGCAUUUGAGAAGCUGACGGCCGACCCCGACGUUCGAAUUCUCUCCAAGAUAUCUCAGGCUCUAGCCGAGUUCGGCAUCUACGGAUCGAAGUCUCCCUGCUCGUUUCCUCUCCACUCUCUCGCCUUGGCCAUCUCGCGUCGUCUUCCAGCCAACGCAACGGAAGCGGCCGAGGACGCCGAGAACUUUUCCUGCGCGGAGAGCAAACUCCUCAAGAGCCCGAGAAGGAGACGAUCUUUCUGGUCUUCGAUAUCACGUGCUCUUGGUCGUUUGAUACGCACUGUUGUGGAGAGGGUGGUCGAACCGCUGACUGGACUGUCUAGGAAGUGCACGUCGCUCGAAACCAAUCGCCAAAAUAAGUGUUUGGGAAUGUGUGGCAAGGAGUGUAACUGUUGGAAAUGGGUGUGCGGCAACUGUUGCUACAACGAGGGAUGUUAUCAGCACGAUAAAUGUUGUGAGCACGAUACCCUGGCCUGCUGGCUACCGACGGGCUUCAAUUGCCAGUCGUUUAAAUGUUGGUCGUUGUCGGAGCAACCGGAGUGUCCCACUAGUGCAGGAAAUCGCCCCAGUGAGUGAGUCUGACAUUGUGUCUAGACCGCGUUUUUUGUUCAUUGGUAUAUUUGCAACGUAGCGAUUAACUUAAGGUUGCAUACGUUAUUGUUUGUUUGUCGUCUUGUUGUGCGUUUUCUAGCAGCUUACUUGCUUUAUCGGAAACAUAUGUUGUGCUGGUUUGCUAUAAUCUAUUGUUUCUCUAUCA
Molecule: messenger RNA, 1368 nt
Organism: Corticium candelabrum
Lineage: Eukaryota; Metazoa; Porifera; Homoscleromorpha; Homosclerophorida; Plakinidae
Exons: 1
Coding region: 111-1187 (358 amino acids)
Source: RefSeq, a predicted model, not a curated record